Onychostoma macrolepis is the source of this 3409-nucleotide messenger RNA. It is a transcript of the gene spata4, whose product is annotated as spermatogenesis associated 4. Gene Ontology annotation, biological process: regulation of cytoskeleton organization. Lineage: Eukaryota; Metazoa; Chordata; Actinopteri; Cypriniformes; Cyprinidae. Gene Ontology annotation, molecular function: microtubule binding. The transcript is spliced from 6 exons. Bases 249 to 932 code for a protein of 227 amino acids. The record is from RefSeq and is a predicted model, not a curated record. Gene Ontology annotation, cellular component: axoneme.
UAACUAGUUGAAAACAGUUGACGGUAGCCAUUGACUUCCAUAGUGUCAAAAAAAAGAUCACAGUAGAUCAAAAAUAAUGUUCUACAAAUCAAACAUAUGAACAGCCAGCAGGUGGCAGCACAUCAACUCCAGCGCGUGUCGUCAAGCUUGUUUCCAUGCGACUGUAAACAAUGAACUGAAGGGGUUUGUGUUCUUCCUCAAACAAAUGUAAGGCUGCUUCUCGUUUCUGUCGUUACCUAUAGUAUGAAAUGGCAUAUUCACAGUCCCCUAAGAAGGCUGGUCUACCACGAGAGGUUUUGAAAUGGCUGCAAAGUCUUGAUUUAUCGUUUUUCCCAAAAAACGUGCGCAGAGACUUUUCCAAUGGAUACCUAGUGGCGGAAAUAUUUUCCUGGUAUUUCCCAAAGGAUUUUCAUAUGCACUCCUAUGAUAAUGGAGCUUCACUGGCUGCCAAACAAUCCAACUGGUCCCAGAUUGAGAGAUUUUUUGAGAAGCAAAACAUCAGUCUGCUGAAAGAGGUCAUAGAUGGCACAAUCCACUGUAAACCUGGAGCUGCAGAGCUUCUCGUGCAAGAGAUUUACUCCUUCCUGACCAACAGAAGGAUCCAGACCAUCCAGAAGGUGGAGCAAGGCUUCACAGAUAAGGCUUAUCAAGACCAGUUGCCAAUGGUGGCUCGAGCCACAGCCUCAGUGGCCAUAAAGAGCAACUUGAGUCUCAGUGAGGUAAUCGCUGAACCAAAUAUCAUCGCCAACCAGCGCAAGGUCCUUGCGAUCAUACACAGACACAUAGAACAGAGAAAAGAGGAGAGAACACAAGACCCAAAACGAUUCGAUGUUAAGCCCACUCUUGGAGAACAGGCUGUCAGAUUGCCUCCGCUGUUAGCCCACCAGAGCGAGCCAAACUUGCAGAUGAACACCAGUCAAGCAGCUUGUUAAGUUCGUGGCUCUACCUUUCCAACAAAAGGAUGAGACAAAUGUUCUUUGGCAUCUGGCAUCAGAAGCAAAUGCACUGCGGAUACUGGAGACAAAUUAUGAGACUGUUUAAGGUAGAUGUCUAACAAAGGUCUUCAAAGCAUAUUUCAAAAUGCGGCCCUAGAAAUCUCAGCAGAAGAUUCAUUCUCACAAUAAAUAAAAAACAGUCUAACAAGCAUACACAUCAGUGUGCAGGCUGCUUUUGUUGUCCAUGUUUGAAUAGAACACAGACUAAAAAAAAAACUUAAAAAAAAUCCAUGUUUAUUAGCUUCUAAAGGCUUGUUGUUCUGAUUGGCAUUGGAUUUGAACUCUCUACACCAUACAGGUCAACAAAUUUAUUGUAAUAAAAUGCAUAUUUCCAUCUCUUGUGAUAUUCAAAUCCCAAAUUCAAAGUUUAAACAAUUAAUAUUUUUUGGAAGAACUGCUUCUUAUAGUUCAACCAAAAAUUAGUAUCAGUUCGAUAGAUUGUUGUGUAUUUAACUUUUUUUAAUUUGCUUUCAUCCAUAGCUCUUAUUAUAAUGUGUGAUAAUAUUUGAAUCAUUUAAUUUACUUAAAUUUAGCAACUUAAAAUUAGUUUCUAUGGCUUUUUAUGGGACAGGGUGGGGUUUUUUUUCUUCUUGAGAGCAGUCUGGACAUUUUCCCAAAAAUCUCCUUUUGAGUUUAAUGGACAAAAAAUAAAUCAUGUAGGUUUGGAAAAUCAUCUGAGUUUAAAUUCAACAUUUAUCAGUUAACUCUAGUAGCUCUUAGGCCUUCUUCAACCUGUUGUUGCAUCUCUGUUAUCUCUGUAUUGAGAUAGCUCUGUUUUAAUUGAAAGGCACAGCAUGUUCUCUUCUCCGCUCCACCUAAGACCCACUGCAAAUUAGAUAUUCAUUUAGCAAACUCACUGUGAGACAGGCAGGAUUUAGGCAAGUUGCCCAGGUCCUUUUUUACCCCCUCUGCCUCUUUUACUCAGUUUCUCUCCCCCUUGUACACACACAAACACACAGUCUCUUUCAGUCUCACACAGCCAAACGCUCUUACACUGUCAAACAUAAAGAGUGUAUCUGCUGUGUUACCAUGCAUCUUUCAGACUCAAUUCAUAGCAUAAGGUUGCCAUGGAUAUCUAAAGCAAGCAUACUGCUUUUCAUCAAUGUGCUUAGAAAAUAACUUUCUAGACCACCUCGUCUCUCUCACGCUCCCUCUGUUUAUCUCACCCUCCUCCCUAUUACAUGCUCAUGCUGUUUUCCGUCUGAAAUGGACAUUUAAAAAACCAAAUAAUAGGCUUUGUGCGGAAUAAAAUGCCAUGAGGUGCGAAUGGUAUGACCCUGAACGCAGUCAUUUAAUCAUUAGCAUAGCUGAGAUGUUACUGAAAUUAGUGUCUACUCUCAUUGAUUUGACAAACUCUGUCAUUUUUAUGGUCAACAAUAAAAGGAAAUGAAAGUAGGAAAAAACUUUAAUCUUUAAAUGAUGAUUUUUUCAUUUCAUUCUUUCAUUAAAAGAGUCAUCAUUUACUCACCCUCAUUACUUUCUUCUGUGGAACACGAAAUAUAUUUGAAAAAUGUAUUUUGUAUGAACUAUUAGUGUAGGGAAAAAAAAACAAAAAUAGUUUUUUGACCACUAGGCAAUCAACAUUUUUAUAUGCAUUACAUCCAUUUACUGUAUAUACAAUGUAUAUUGGUUUAGAUUGGUUCAUUAAAGCAGACAGCGGUCAAAUAUUUUGUUUUAAUAAACCGAAUGUUUUCCAUGGCAGCAUACCAGUGCUACUUUCAUAUAUUAUAACACACUGCUCUCUCUCUUGUCAUUGGUGCCUUCAUGUGACUCAAUGUGGUGACAUAUUGUUGUAAAAAUGGUCUUGGUGGACUUCUGUAUUAAUUUUAUAGUGAGCCUUUAAAGAAUGGCUUGAAGCUCAGGAGUCUCCAGUUAAAGUGAGAAAAUGAAAACAGCACUCUGAACAGCAAGGAACUGGUGAAAAAAAAAGUCUCUUAUGUUCACCUAGCCUACAUUUAUUUAAAAUACAGUAAAAGCAGUCAAAUUAUCAUACAUUAUUACAAUUUAAACUGUUUCACUGUUUAUAAAUUUUAAGUGUUUUCUUUUUGAAUGUAUUUUAAAAUCUGUUGAUGAUGCAAAGCUGAAUUUUCAGAAUCAUUACUCCAGUCUUUAGUGUCACAUGAUCCUUCAGAAAUCAUUUGAAUAUGCUGAUUUCCUGAUCAAGAAAUAUUUUGCAUUAUUAUUACAGUUGUGCUGCCUAAUAUUUUUGUGAAAACAAUAUUUUUUAAGGAUUCUCAAAAUACAGCAUUUAUUUGAAAUAAUUUUUUUUAACAAUGUAAACUGUCACUUUUGAUCAACAGUUUUGGGAAGGUUACUUUGGAAAUGUAAUAGAUUACAGAUUACAAGUUACCCUAUUUAAAAUGUAAUAAGUAGUGUACAUUUUUCAAAUACGUUAAUAAAGUAAUGUAACUGAU